CUAAACUUUACGUGCAUAGAAAAAAUAGAAGUACGCCAUAGUUGUUUUGAGGGAACUCGCUUUUUAAUUUACCAUAAUGGAUAAACAAUGUUGAGUUGCAAAUAGAUAAAAAUAUGUGCAUUUAUUGCAACUGUAUCGUUCACAUUAUGCACUAAGCAUAAAAUAUAAUCAUCAUUUGAGUUAAUCUAAGAUUUUUACUAUACAUACACAUAAUAUGCAUAAGCAAAACAUACAUUGUGGUUUAGUCAGUUUUUAUACGCGUAAUAUGUGUUCUAUCUUCGUCUAAUGUUUAUUAUGCAGAUAUAAUCCUACAAUGAAAUUCUGUUAUAAAAUGGCGAAGAAUGAUGGUUUAAAGACUUUUCAUGCAAACACUAUUCAAGAAAAUGAGAGAAUAUUGCACGAGUGUUAUCAAAAAAGUCAAGUGGAAAACAAAAACAAGGAGGAUUUUGAAAAGUUGUUUAUGAAACUCAAUUGCAUCUGUAAAAUAAAAUCAAUAAAAAAGGAAUCACAAUUAAAUUCUUGGUGCAACAAAAACGUUAUAAAUUACACAUAUGGACCUAUCUCAGGAUUUCCAUCUGGUUCAUGGUGGGGUAUUCGAAUGGAUUGUUCUAGAGAUCGUGUUCAUGAUCCUUUCGAUGAAAAUUUUCAAAACGGUCCAUUUGGUGUUACCUCAAUUUGUACUUCAAGUGUUAACUUAAAUGAAGAUGUAGAUUUUGGUAAUUACCUCACUGUUACAGGUCAGAAGUACCUUAAUGGAAAGUUGGACAAAGAUCCACUUGUUAAAAAUUAUGAAAAUCAGAUACCUGUGAGACUCAUUAGAAGUUAUAAUUUAUUAAAUGAAUUUGCACCUAAAACAGGUUAUAGAUACGAUGGUUUGUAUAUUGUGACAAAAUUUUGGAUAGGUGUGAACUCAGAUUCCACAAAAUAUUACAAAUUUGCUUUAUUACGUUUAAAUAAUCAAGAAGCACCAUUAUGGAAUACUAAACAGUCAGUUUUAAAUACAAUUAAAACUUCCUCUGUUCCUCAAUCUACAUCAACAUUUCUCCAACACUGCACAGAUAAUCCCUCCCCAAAUAUGUAUGAAUUUAAAAAAUACUCCCACAGUUCUGAACCCAUCUGUGACAAAGGGAGUUGUGAGAAAUCAAGUGCAUCAUCGCAAUUUUCACAUUUUGAAAGUAAAAACUUAGAUGAUAAGGAGAAAGGUGUUUCUGAAAGUGCAAUAGUAACUCGUCACGUAUUUAAGAAAACAAACAACAACACGGAAUGUACAUCAAAUGUAUCCAGUGUUUCUACUGUCUUAACAAACAAUUCCUUAACUCAUAUUGGAAACCAAGGAUCUAAAACUCAUAAUACCAAUAUUUCUAUACGUACAGGAUUAUAUAAUUCCUCGCACAGUACACAGCAUGAUGUUAAAAAAUGUAUUUCAUUACCAUUUUGUAGAACUUCUAAAUCACUUAAUGUAUUGAAAACUAAUCAACACAUAGAAAACAGGAAUUUAUUGAGUAAAGAUACAAGUAGAAAUUUAGAUGGGAAGGCUCAAACAGUUAAUUCAAAUGAGUUUCCCAAGCGUGUUAAUUAUGUUUCUCUUAAUACAGUGAAAUCAGAACCAGAAAAAAUAAAAUUAACUAAACAUAUAGACACAGAAUCAAGUGCUACUGAAAAUGAUGCAAGUCCAAAUUCUUGUUAUCAACAUGAAUCUAAUAAUGCGCAUGAAGAAUUGACAAAUGAUACAAAAGAGACAUGUAAAAGUACUGUAAAUAUUUCUGGUGUACCUAACAACACAUUGAAGCUGAUGAACUGCGUGCAUAGAAAUGAAAUUGCAGCGCAUAAAAUUAUAUCUAAAGAAGUACAAGAUUCAAAGUCACUUGAAUUUCUUGAUUCACUAACGCCGGAUGAAAUUCUCCAUUUAAUUAAUGAGAAAGGUCAUCCUUUAUCAGAGUUGCUGAUGGGUAACAUGAUAGGAUUAACAUCAGAACAGUCCAUGGCAUAUAAAACACAAAAUUUACUAACAGCCCAAUCAGAAGUAAAAAAUAAAAUAACGACACGAAAAAAUGUGGGUGAAAUAAAAGAGAAGAAAAAUUUUGAGACCAUUUCGGAUGACUUAAUUGGAUCAAGAUGUUAUAAGUUCAGACGUCGUAGAAGAUUGCCUCGAAAGAUGAUAGGUAAAUCAGAAACAAAAAAGCAUAACAAAAUACACAAUGAAAAGUUACAAAAGAGUUCUAUACAGCCCUUAGAUGUUUUAGGCAACAGUUUGACAUCUCUUCACAUAUAUAAUCAUUCUCAAAGAAAUAUUCCAGAAGAAGACAUUUCCUAUUUAAACGAAUGUAGCAACGAUUUAAACAAUAAAAGGAUGAAACAAAAUAAUUUACAAAAGAGAAAAUCGAAUUCUUUACAGGAAUCGACGAAAAGUAUUAAAAAGAAUGUUGACAGUAAAACUGAAACAAAAAUGCGUUUACAAGCUAUGAGAUCAAUCAAGUCUUCAAUCAAAAAACAUAUAAAUAAAAAACAGAGAAGAGAAAUUGCAAAUUUAUUAAUAGAUGCAAAAAUUGGUCCUAAAAUACGUGGUCCACGAAAUAGAAGAUUGCGAUCUAUAAAUAGUACUUAUGCUAAACAAUCAUUUGAACGUUUUGGUACCACUAUGUAUGCUUUAAAUAAACGUCAGAUCAGUUCAGAGCAAUCUACUUUUAAAAAUAGAAGUAAACUUACAAACAUCAAUAGUUAUAAACGUAUUAAAAAUAAACAAACUGGAGAUGUUAAAAGAUCAGAAUCGAAUCAAGUAAAGAUACAGAAGAAUCUUACAGUUUCUAAAAAAGAUAAAGAUCAUAUUAUAGAAAAAUUGCUUAAUAAUAGUAGUACUGCCACUAAGGCAACUACCACUAUUACUGCUCCUGCUGCAAAUAAUAAUAAUAAUAAUAUCAAUAUUAACAGCAAAAGUAAAGAUGUAACGUUGAUUCAAAAUCGGAAAAGAAAAUUGAAGCAAAUAGAUUCUGAGGAUUCAAAAUUCUGUAAAGUCGAAGAGGAGUUACGUAGUAAUUCUGCAAAAGAAAUUUCAAAGCCUUGCAAAGCGGAUGCAAUUACUCAAUGUUCUCUGAUUAAAGAGCCACUAACAAAGAAUUUGAAAUCAAACAGUCUUAAUCAAAGUAAUGUCCGUAACGAGCAAUACACUUUCAUCAAAAUAGAAUACGGUGAUGUUAAAGAUACAAAGCCUGAUGUAUACGAAGUUAUGAAAUUAGAUAAUAAAACUAAAAGUUAUAACACAUCCGAAUCUGGUAAGAAUCGUACGCCUUGUGAAGAAACUGUAUGUAAUAUAGAAAAUUCUAAAAGUAAAAAUAUAAAAUUAUUCACUAAUGAUAUCUUAAAUGCUAAAGAACAAAGCGGAUCUUCGCCGAAAAGAAUAUCCGCAUUCGUACCUGUUAACAUUCCAGAUAAUGAUCUAAAAAUUGCUCGUUUAAGAUCGAUAGGAUUCAAACCAAUAACUUGUAACAACAGCGAUGAAGAUGUUAAUAAUCUAAGUAAAGGAAAUUGUUCUGUGAUUUUAAAUAACAAAUUAGUAAAACAAAAUGUUACUGAGAAAUACAAUAAAUAUGCGAGUGAGGAAACAAAUGUUGUUGUGUACAUGGAUGAUAAUUUACAGUAUCAAGAUAUUGAAAACGAAGAUAAAAAUUGUUUGUCUGCUAGGUGCAAAGCAUCAAGUUCAAAGAAUUGUACAGUAAAAGAUGAACAAUUAAAUAGAGUGGCUUUAAAGAAAGAAUCGUAUAAUAAUUUGUUAUUAGAACAAGACUUAGAAUUACCUUGGCACGGGUGGAAAAAAGUUGUAACAAAUAAAGAUACGUAUUGGAUUGGUUGGUAAAAUAAAUAUAGAUCUUGUGCAAAAUAAAUUCAUAAAUGCAUACAUACACGCAUACACUUUGCCAAAAUAAAGGCUGUUAAUAAAACGCUAAAUUAUUUUUUCACUAAUAGUUGUAAUAUUUCAAUGCAUUGAUGCUAUUAUAAAUAAUGCUUUUAUAGGACAAAUAUUUGAUUUUUUUAGUUGAAGUAAUCUAUAUUUAAAUCACUUUCACUAAUCUUAUUAUAACAUUUAGUAAGUAGUUUACUAAUAAGAACGUGGAACACUAAUUGUUAAUUGUACCAAAACAAUGAUUUAUUUUAAAAAAAAUGAAUUUUAUUGUUAUUUCAUGGAGCAGAAUAAUGUACUCUCUCCAUAAAUAUAAUUUAUGUAUACACAAACUAUUCUGUUGUAUAGAAAAUAAAGUUUAAUUAUGACCAAGAUUAAGAUCUAUUUCCAUUUCUUAAAAUAUUUAAAACAUGUAAGGUAUAAAAUCAAAGCGUAAAAUCAACAACUUAUAACACUAAGUAUUAAGUAUUUAUACAUAGAUAAGAUAAAUGCGCUGAAGGAAAGUUCUUUAAUUUUUGAAUUAUUACAUUCUAUUUUAACGAUAUAUACAUUCAUUGAUUUUUUAAUCUAGGACGCAAAGAUUUUUGUGGCUCUUUCAUAUAUAGUUCUUGGACGUGUGUAAUAAUUAGAAGCAUCUGUCCCAGUGUAAUUUAUAAAAUAAAUAUUUUUCAUUGAAAAAAUUAAUUUGAUAUAAAUGAGAAAUGCUGG
Molecule: messenger RNA, 4603 nt
Organism: Megachile rotundata (alfalfa leafcutting bee)
Lineage: Eukaryota; Metazoa; Arthropoda; Insecta; Hymenoptera; Megachilidae
Biological process (GO): negative regulation of gene expression via chromosomal CpG island methylation; protein ubiquitination
Molecular function (GO): ubiquitin protein ligase activity
Source: RefSeq, a predicted model, not a curated record